AAGAGAGGUGGGAGGCAGUGAUUGGCAUUCUUUCUCUCCAUCAGCAGUGACAGGUUAGAGGAAGCAGCAGAGUACACUCACUGGCAGAACCAAAGGCGAAGCGUCUGGGAAAAGAACUGCUGUCAACAUGGCAAAAGUAUUUAAGAAGACCAGCGGGAAUGGAACAAUUGCCCUGUAUUUGGGAAAAAGAGACUUUGUUGACUGUGUGGAUUCUGUGGAAGUAGUCGAUGGAGUGGUUAAAGUGGAUCCUGCUGGUCUUAAUGGCAAAAAAGUGUUUGUCUAUCUUGCCUGUGCCUUCCGCUAUGGAAGCGACGACUUGGACGUCAUUGGACUCUCCUUCAGGAGAGACAUAUGGAUAAAGCGAGUUCAGGUGUAUCCAGUACCUGCUGCAAAAGCACCUUCAACUCCCUUGCAGGAAUCUCUUCUAAAAAAGGUUGGGGAUCAAGGAUGUCCCUUUACCUUUCAGGUAAUCUACCUGUUAGAGACCGGUUCAGUUUUUUUGUCCAGUAGUAACAUAACCAAGUAUGCGCAAACCACUUAUCUUUUUUGGUUUCAGAUGCCCCUCAAUCUCCCAUGCUCAGUCUCCUUACAGCCUGGGUCAGGGGAUUCUGGCAAGGCUUGUGGUGUGGACUUUGAGGUUAAAGCAUAUAUUGCCGAUGAAGCUGACAAUCCAGAUGAAGUCAUUGAAAAAAAGAAUACCUGCCGUCUGAUCAUUCGUAAAAUACAGUUUGCACCAGCUAACAACAAGGCUGGACCCAAGGCAGAGAUCUCAAAGCAGUUCAUGAUGACUGACAAGCCAGUCAAUGUUGAGAUCUCUCUUGAAAAGGAGAUUUACUACCACGGUGAUCCAAUAUCAGUUAAUGUAAAAAUCAACAAUGAAACCACCAAAACUGUAAAGAAGAUCAAAGUCUCUGUCGAGCAGCUAACAAGUGUUGUCUUGUACUCAUCUGACACUUAUUCCAAGGAGGUCUGCGCUCAGGAGUUUGGAGAGACUGUAGGCGCCAACUCAACAUUUGAGAAGUCCUUCCAAGUAGUGCCCCUGCUGGCCGACAACAAAGACAAGAGAGGUCUGGCUGUAGACGGACGGCUGAAAGAUGAGGAUACCAACUUGGCAUCCACAACUCUGGGUCAAGGCGAAAGAGAGUUGCAAGGAAUUCUGGUUUCUUAUAAAGUCAAAGUUACUGUUACAGUGUCUGGAGGAGGAAUGCUGGGUGGUCUCACAGGAAGUGAUGUUGUUGUGGAGGUUCCUGUAACCCUGAUGUCCCCAAAACCUGCAGAAGUGACAGAUGUCAACAUGGAGCCUGCAGAGGGCUGAAAAGGAAACACUGAGGAACUCAACAACAAAAAACACAAAGUUCCGUACAGUCACUGCUGUCUUUACAUUUUUCCAAAAAUGUUCAUUUUAAUAUGUAAAAUAAAGGCCUGUGAGUAUUAAAUUAUACUGUCAAUCUCAUUAUUAAAUGACAACGAAUAAAUGUACAGCACAUUUUCUAAAAGAAAUAACUGUAAGCAUAUAAGGUAGUUAAUUUUUUUGUUAGGUUACGCUUGCAGAGUUUAACUUACUCUCCAUUUAUGUUUGUGUCAUAAGACAAAAAGAGGGAUAUUGAUCGAACUUACUGUUGUGGAACAAACAUUCUCUAAGUUUUGACUGUCUUUUAUUACAAUGAAAUAAAAAUUCUGCCCAAAAACAA
Oryzias latipes (Japanese medaka) is the source of this 1691-nucleotide messenger RNA. Lineage: Eukaryota; Metazoa; Chordata; Actinopteri; Beloniformes; Adrianichthyidae. The record is from RefSeq and is a predicted model, not a curated record.